Messenger RNA from Aphis gossypii (cotton aphid), 1972 nucleotides. RefSeq lists its product as uncharacterized. NCBI's taxonomy places the organism in Eukaryota, Metazoa, Arthropoda, Insecta, Hemiptera, Aphididae. The coding region runs from base 511 to 1656 and encodes 381 amino acids. Gene Ontology annotation, molecular function: protein binding. The transcript has 7 exons. The record is from RefSeq and is a predicted model, not a curated record.
UGCCGUCCAUGUACCAUCUUGAAGCAUCAGCUAAAUGUUUUAACCACAGUAGCAAACAUAACGACACGUUCUGGUGCUUCGGUACCAUUGUCAUCAAAAAGUAAUCGCUUAUAAUGAGGAUGACCAGUUGUACUCCACUCAUUUAAAAAUAAGAUAUACAGUCUAUAUUUAUAUAAAAAUAACCAUAUGUAUAAUUAUGAUUUAUCUGUGAUUUUGGGUAACAUUUUCUUAUCACUAAUUUAUUAGUCACUAACAUCUCGAUGGUCACUAAUAUAUUUGUGAUAACUGAUAAGUAAUAGCCGAUGGUGAUGGGCUUUAGCAAUUUAGCAGGUUUAGCUAUUGCCAAUUGCCAUGGCUUAGUGGCUAAUGCUAUUGCCUAUUUGUUAUUUGCUAACUUUAGAUUAAUUUUUCAUUAUUCUUUCGGUUACAUAAAUUAUUUUUUUGGAAUUUGAUUCUUUGAAAAAUAGCUGAUACUUGAACACAAUUAUCACGAACUUCUUUUACUUAAAAAUGGCCGGGUGUUCUAGGGACAGCCAAAAUAUUGAUUCUGACAAUAUUCAAACCAAUUUUCAGAGAUCAUCUUGUUGUUAUGUAUGCAAUGGUUAUUAUGGAUCAUGUUUUGAUGAACAAAUUUGUCAAACAUGUCAUUUGUUUCUUUUUUCUGAAGAGCUUACACAAGCUGUCCAAGAAAAUGUACAUAAUACAAUGGGUGUUGAGGACGGAGAUAGUGGAAAUGAUGAACCAGCAGAAAUAUUUUAUAAUGGUUUUCAACGACCAGUUCAAGAUGUACCACUUGACGCACGUGAACAAGCUGCUCCAUCACAAGAUCUUGCACGACGAAUUCAGUUAUUAUCAGAAUUAUCAGCCAUACGUUCUGAACCUUUUAAUGAUGAUAGUGAUUAUUUCCAAGAACUUCCUCCAGAAGUGUUAUUAACUGUAUUUUCGUAUUUGGAUGACUUCAGUUUGUGGUGUGUAAGUAAGGUAUGUACACGCUGGAAUCAAUUGUUACGUUCACAUAUCCCACAAACAUGGCGUAGGUUUGUAGUUAAUUGUUGGCCUCUUUACCAGCCAUUAAAACCUGUUGAUGAUUGGCUUUCGGUUAGCUCAGCUCUAUUUGCUAGUUCGUCAUGCUUAUUAUGUAUACGCCGAAUGUAUUAUCGUCCACAUGCUGAAUGUCAAGAAAAUUCAUGGAGAAGAAGACGAUUACGACACGAAGUUAAAAAUUUGAAGACUGAUCCACCUGAAGGUAUCAGAGCAAUAUCUCUAGAUAAUCAUUGGUGUCACUGGCAAGCCACCAUUUUAGGACCGGCUGGUAGCCCUUUCGAAGGAGGAAAAUUUUUUUUGUAUAUACAAAUACCUUACGGCUAUCCAAUGACUCCUCCAGUGGUCAGAUUUUUAACAAAAAUAUUUCAUCCUAAUAUUUCACGUCAUGGAGACAUUGGAAUAGAUUCACUCCAUUAUAAUUGGAGUUUAGCAUUGACCAUUGCUAAAGUAUUGAUUUCAAUUCAGUCACUGCUAACUGAUCCAUUUUGUGAUGUAUGCAUGGAACCUGAUAUUGCACGUCUCUAUAACAAUGAUCGACAGACAUACGAUACUAUUGCACGUUAUUGGACUCAUCGAUUUGCUAUGAAUGAUAUAUUAACUUGGCCUAAUUAAGUAAUUUAUUUUCAAUGUUUUAUUUUUUGUUUAUCCAUUUAAAGAUCUGGUUGCCAAUUACCAUGAUAACAUUAUGAUUUAUGAUCAUAGUUUGUAAAGCAGUGUUAAAUAAGUUAUACUACAUUUUAAGAAAGGAUAAAUAUUAGUAGGUAAUGUAAUAUGUUAUAAUUUAUAACUAUAUGAAAAAAAAAAUAUAUUUUUUUUGAUAAACAUAAGUUUUAAAUUUGUUAUAAUUUUUAUUUACAUGUCUAAAUUAAUGUAUUAAAUAUUAUAAUUAUGUUAUAGUGUAAAAUUAAAUGGCUUUUGAUGUUUUUAA